GAGAGAGAGAGAGAGAGAGAGAGAGAGAGAGAGUGUAAGGAAGGAUCAGUGUUGUUUCCACUGUGGACCAGAGAAGAGACAGGUUCAUCAUCCCGAAACAACCAGCGGCUUGUUUUCAGCUGCUGCAUAACUCACCAUGACUAAAGAGGAGAACCUGGAGGUCCAGGAGAAGGAGAGGCACGACCUGGAGGAGCAGGAGGAGCAGGAGGAGCAGGAGGAGGGCAAGGUCCAGAAAGAGGAGGAGGAGGCCCUGACGGAAGAGGAGGAAGAAGAGGAGGAAUAUGAGCUAGAAGAGGAGAAGGAGGGGGAGGAGAGGGCCGAGGUGGUGGAUGAGGAGGAGCAGGAGGAGGAGGAGGAGGAGCAGGAGGGGAGAGAGGAGCGGGAAGAAGAGGAGGAUCCGCUGGCCGGUCGGGAGUGUGACGUCAAUCCAGAGCCCGAGCCGCUGUCAGUGUCCGAGUAUCAGAGUUCAAUUCAUGAACCACGCCGCCGAGCCAUGGUGCACCCCUCCGCCCAGGCACCGCUCCCCAAAGACUACACCUUUACCUUCUUCGACCCCAAUGACCCGGCCUGUUUGGAGAUCCUCAUGGAUCCCCGGACCACCAUCCCGGAGCUGUUUGCCAUCGUGCGUCAGUGGGUUCCUCAGGUGCAGCACAAGAUCGAUGUCAUUGGCAACGAGAUCCUGAAGCGCGGUUGCCAUGUGAACGACCGCGACGGCUUGACCGACAUGACGCUGCUUCACUACAGCUGCAAGGCCGGAGCGCAUGGAGUCGGUGACCCGGCAGCCGCGCUCCGUCUCAGCAGCCAGCUGAUUGCUCUGGGCGCCGACGUGAGUCUGAGGAGCCGCUGGACCAACAUGAACGCUCUGCACUAUGCCGCUUACUUCGACGUCCCAGAACUGAUCCGGGUCCUUCUCAAGGCCACCAAACCAAGAGUGUUGAACUCCACCUGCAGUGAUUUCCACUAUGGCACAGCCCUCCACAUCGCUGCCUCCAACCUCUGUCUGGGUGCAGUCAAAUGUCUCCUGGAGCACGGAGCCAACCCUGUUGUCCGGAACGAUAAGGGCCAGGUUCCGGGGGAGGUGGUUCCCGACCCGAUGGACAUGACUCUGGAUAAGGCGGAGGCUGCCAUGGCGGCCAAGGAGCUGAUGCAGCUCCUGCUGGAUGCCGUCCCUCUUAGCUGCAACCUUCCCAGAGCCACGCUGCUCAACUACGACAACAUCCCAGGAAACCUGAUGCUGACCUCGCUGGGGCUGAAGCUGGGCGAGCGCGUGAUGCUGGACGACAUGAAGCUCCAGAGAGACCAGAGCAGAGACGACAGCCCGCCUGCAAACCUCAGACAGCCCGGCACUCUGAGGUUUUGUGGCACUACAGAGUUCGCCAGUGGUCAGUGGGUUGGCGUGGAGCUCGACGAGCCGGAGGGAAAGAAUGACGGCAGUGUGGGCGGCGUCCGCUACUUCAUCUGCCCUCCUAAGCUAGGCAUUUUUGCCCCGGUGUCAAAGAUUUCCAAAGCCGUGGAUCAGGCACUGUCAUCUGUCACCUCCACCCCCAGAACCCCCCGUAUGGACCUGGCCUCUCGCCUCACUGGGAAGGCCAAGAAGGAGAAAGGAAAGAAAGAGAAGGAGAGAGGGAAAGCCCAGAAGAAGAAGAAGUCGUCGGUCGUCAUCCAUCCUCUUGAUCCCGAUGGAUUGAACGUGGAAGUUGGAGACCAGGUUCUGGUGGCCGGACAGAAAUACGGCAUCGUCCGCUUCUACGGAAAGACCGACUUCGCCCCAGGUUACUGGUUCGGGGUCGAGCUGGAUCAGGCCACAGGGAAACACGACGGCUCGGUGUUUGGAGUCCGCUACUUCAGCUGCCUGCCCAAAUACGGAGUGUUCGCUCCACCCUCCCGGGUCCAGAGAAUCGGAGGCCCUAAAGAAGGCUCCCAGAAUGACAACACCAUGGUGAAGAAGGUCCACCAAGUCACCAUGUCACAGCCCAAGCGUAACUUCAACACGAUGCGUUCUCCCAAAGACCUGACGUCUGAGAACUCCAUAUCCAGGUUGCUGUUCUGCUGUUGGUUUCCAUGGAUGCUGCGUGCUGAGAUGCAGUCCUAACCGCGCCCUCCUUCUUCCUCCUCUGCUUCUCCACUUGACCGAUCUCUCCACUUUCCUCUAUCUCUAUCUCUAUCUUCAUCUUUUCCUUUUUUUUGGCUUUCCUCCCUCUCAUGUAUUUGUAUUCAGACGUUCACUGUCAGUCAGACUUCUCGUGGUGAAACCCCGCCCCUCUUCUCGCUUACUCUCAGCCCAAAUCCCUCCAAUUUAGCAGUUCUAUAGCAAAAUCUAUAGUGCCUUGUAUCUGAUCCAAAUGUUCCUUUCAUGAAACUGAGCUGAAGCAAUCACGUCCCAUCCCUUAGUCGUUCUCAUCCCAUUGCCCCAGCUUUGUCCAAGUUGCCCCAGCUUUGUCAAAGUUACGUCUUUAUUUGAGCCAACAAAAACCACAUGACGUCACUUUGUGCUGCUGCAUGUUUUGCUUUUGCUGCUGCGCCAUUUGGGUCGCACCAAAUGAUGGUGGUUGGCACCAGUUGUAGCUUCACAUUGGGCAUUAAUGCCGCUGCUUUGACCCGUGGUUGUACACUCAAAACAAUGAUCCUAUGAUCGCACAUUAUUCUGAGCUGGAGAACCAACUUGUGAGAGCCACCGGAGGCAUCGCUCUUCGGUGAAAUAGACUGCGUGUGUGUUAUCACCUGCAUGCUUUGAUCUCAGAUGUUAAACUGAAAACAGGGUUAUUCAAUUACUUACUUUUUUGUAUUUUAUCGUAGUGUUACAAUCAUAUUUUUGUAUCUGUAUGCAACAGCCAUUAAUUAACCGUGGUUCUUGCUCUCUAUGAAAUGAUAUUUGCUGCUCUGUAGUUAAUGUGGAUGCCAACAUUUCAUCACAGUAAUUUAGAGUUGAUGUGUGUUUCACAGCAAAUCUGAGCAAACAGCUGGAUUUGACUUUUUGAUUCAUCACUUAGAAAAAGAAAAUAGAUUCAGCUAAUGUAGUCGUUAAUAGAUGAAGUACUGUAGUUCCACAUUAUAGUGACUCAACGCCUUGAACAGCUGUUAUUAAUAAUCAGUGUAUUGCCAUCUACUUAGAGUUCAAAUAUAGUAUAUUAUAGAAUUACUGUCAAUCACACUCUGUCGUGAACCAAAAGUGCUAACAGACCCAAAACGAUGACUUUCUUUGAUGCAACUUAAAAAUCUAAAAAUGGUUUUCUGUUUUCUAUGUUUUUUUGUGUUGAUACCGUCAUGCUUGCGUGAAAGUAAGCUUCAUUUAAAUUUCAGCUCGUCACAGCUCAUCAGACAUUCAUCUCCAUCUUUCCUAACAUAGAGACGUAAAUCCUGGAUAAGGAGUCAAAGGUCUCCUCGAUGCUUUUCUCCCCAACUUCUCUCAUCCCUCUUUGUCCAUUCAAAUAAGACUUUGCUUCCCUUUGUAAAUGUGGGCUUAUGCGAAAAGACAAAACAGGAGUUCAUCUAAACAUGUUGAAAUCUCUCUCCACGUGUGAAUUAUUUAAAACAGCAAUAUAUAAAGCGUGUGGCUUUCUC
Molecule: messenger RNA, 3561 nt
Organism: Cyclopterus lumpus (lumpfish)
Lineage: Eukaryota; Metazoa; Chordata; Actinopteri; Perciformes; Cyclopteridae
Gene: clip3
Product: CAP-GLY domain containing linker protein 3
Exons: 15
Coding region: 137-2092 (651 amino acids)
Biological process (GO): cytoplasmic microtubule organization
Cellular component (GO): microtubule plus-end; nucleus; cytoplasm
Molecular function (GO): microtubule plus-end binding
Source: RefSeq, a predicted model, not a curated record